AUGUCGAAAGUUGUUGCCUCCUGUGUCGUUAGACAACGCUUCGCACUAUUGGGCGCUACAGGGCAUACUGGCCGUCGGAUUUUGCAGAAACUUCUUCAACUGGAGACCAUUCCUGAUAUUGAAAUCCAUGUUUAUGCUCGGUCUCGAGCAAAACUCGAGUCACUUUUCCCGUCUUUAUCGUCUGACCGUCGGGUGACUAUCUUUCAUGGGAGUCUCAGCGAUGAAAACUUAAUCCGGAAUUGCCUUGCAAGUGUGGAUACAAUUAUUUGCACAGUCGGCGAGAAUGAGAACAUUCCUGGAGUAACCGUAUUGCGUGAUUGCGCUCAAGCCGUUCUUAGAGCCUUAGCAUCGCUUCAAAUGGAGGAGAAGACAUGGAUUCGGCCACGCCUCCUCCUCCUCUCAUCUGCCACCUGGAACUCUCGUUUUGCAGCCUCCCGACCAAUCGUGUUGGACUGGAUGAUUCGGAAUGCAUUUUCCCGGCCCUACAGCGACCUAGUCAAGGCCCAGGAGAUGUUUCUCGCCGCUACCUCUCUUGUGUCUGUGCUGCUAGUUCAGCCUAAUGCGCUGGUAGAGGAAGCUGCGACUGGGUGUGUCAUAAGUACCGAGUUUGCGUACAUCGCAGUAUCCUAUGCUGAUUUGGCGGAUGGCUUUGUGCAGCUCGCUACAAACCCGACGUACAAAGAAAUCUCCGCCAUUGGGGUCUCUAGUCAAGGGGCAAAGAAACCCUUCCUAUACAUUCCAUUCGCCUUAGGCAAAGUGAUUCGAGGCUUACUCUUCCAAUUUGUGCCUGGUUACUGGCGGGCAGAGUAUGCUAUUUCUCGACACAUGAAGGGUUGGAGCCAAAAGUCCAAGAAUACAUGA
This is a messenger RNA of Talaromyces proteolyticus, 861 nucleotides long. RefSeq lists its product as uncharacterized. The transcript has a single exon. The record is from RefSeq and is a predicted model, not a curated record. Bases 1 to 861 code for a protein of 286 amino acids. NCBI's taxonomy places the organism in Eukaryota, Fungi, Ascomycota, Eurotiomycetes, Eurotiales, Trichocomaceae.